AAAUAAAAAUAUAGUUUCCGAAAAGAAAAUUAAGAAUACCGCACUUGAGCAAUCAAGCCGCGUUUUUCCCUUUCUUUCCGGCCAGGAAAACAAGAGUAAAGCUUCUUUUUCUUAUACCCUAAUAAAAUGCAAGAGAUGCGAAAGUGUUAUGGAGGACCCGAAGUCUACGUCCGUUGGCUUUCACAAGCUCUUUACCAUUGAAAAGCUCUGGAAACGUAGAGAAAAGAAUUGUGGUUGCUGAAGAUUACAUGGCUCAGAUGACCGAGACUACUGCCCCCGACUAUCUGUCUCUCCUGUCUUCUACAGAGAGAGACUUUCUCGUUCGCAACAACGGUGAUCAGGAAAGAAUCGACAGCUUGAAGGGGAAGAAUUUUGGGUUGUAUUUUUCGGCAUCAUGGUGUGGACCAUGUUGUCGAUUCACCCCACACUUAGUGGAGGUGUACAAUGAAGUUGCCUCAAAAGGUGAUUUUGAGGUUGUCUUUGUCUCAGCCGAUAAAGAUGAGGAGCCAUUUAAUAGGUAUUUCUCCAAAAUGCCAUGGCUUGCAAUCCCAUUUUCUGAUUCAGAGACACGUUACCAGUUAGAUGUAUCGUUCACGGUCAGUGAAAUACCAUACCUUGUGAUCAUAGGUGAAAAUCAAAAAGUCUUGAGUGACAGUGGAGUUAAAAUUAUUGAGGAGUAUGGAGUUGAAGGACAUCCUUUUACGGCAGAAAGAAUAAGAGAAGUAAAAGAAGUGGCUAAACGGGAACAGUCCUUGAGAUCAAUAUUGGUCUCACCUUUCCGUGACUUCGUAAUCUCACCUGAUGGAAAUAAGGUACCUGUCUCUGAACUUGAAGGGCAAACAGUUGGUCUGUAUUUCUCAUACAAGUCAUGUGCUGAAUUCACGCCAAAACUAGUGGAGGUUUAUGAGAAACUCAAAGCUAACGGAGAGAGCUUUGAGAUUGUGUUGAUUCCACUUGAUGAUGUUGAAGAAUCAUUUGAGCGAGGUUUUAAAAAGAUGCCUUGGUUUGCUUUGCCACUCAAGGACAGGAGCCGUAGAAAGCUUUUCCAUUAUUUUGAGGUCUCAACUGUUCCAACUUUGGUUGUUAUUGGCCCAGAUGGUAAAACUGUCCAUAUAAAUGUUGCUGAAGCCAUCGAAGAGCUUGGGGUUCUGGCAUAUCCAUUCACCCCAGAGAAGUUUAAAGAGCUCCUUGAGAUUGAGAAGGCAAAAGAGGAAGCUCAAACCCUUGAGUCAUUAUUGGUUCUUGGAGAUCUAAAUUUUGUCAUUGGAAAAGAUGGGGCGAAGGUACCAGUGUCUGAACUUGUUGGAAAGAACAUUCUACUUUAUUGCUCAUCUCAUAGUUGUCGCACAUGUCGUGCAUUCCUGCCUAAGCUUAUUAAUACAUACCACGACAUAAAGGCAAAAGACGAUGCAUUUGAAGUGAUCUUCAUCUCAAGUGAUCGUGAUCAGCUUUCCUUCGAUGAAUUCUUUUCAAGCAUGCCUGGGUUAGCCCUUCCUUUUGGUGAUGAGAGGAAGAGAAACCUUAAAAAAAAGUUAAAAAUCCAAGGCACUCAUCCAGCCAUAGCCAUCAGCUCCUCUGGCCGGACAGUGAGCAAGACAUUACGACAGUUCAUAGCCAACUUUGGGUCUGAUGCCUAUCCAUUCACAGAGUUUAAGCAUUUGGAUGAACAGUUGGAGGAAAUGGCAAAGCAGUGGCCUGAGAAAGUGAAGCAUAAAUUGCAUGCUGAACAUGAGCUUUUGCUCACUCGUCGCGAUGCAUACAACUGUGAUGGGUGUGAGGAGACGGGAUAUACUUGGUCCUACUCGUGUAAGAAUUGUGACUUUGAUCUCCAUCCAAAUUGUGCCUUGAAAAACGAUGAAGAAACAGAGAAUGAUCCAACAGACAAGCAUGAAUUCGUAUGAUGAUGAUGAUGUGUGCCGUACAGUGUAAGAAACUUGUAAAUUAUGCAAUAUAUCUGUGGCUUUUGAGCAUGGUUUUCUAGUUAUAUCUUAAGUGCUUGUAACUCUGUUUUCUAUGUGAGUGGAUGGUGGUAAGCACAAUGCACUGGAGUUGCUGUGGAUAUAAAAUAUUGUGCUACUGCUAUGCAGUUGAGGUUGAAAUAAGAAGAAAAUGGACUUCUUGUA
This is a messenger RNA of Ziziphus jujuba (common jujube), 2123 nucleotides long. RefSeq names its product probable nucleoredoxin 1. Gene Ontology annotation, molecular function: thioredoxin-disulfide reductase (NADPH) activity. NCBI's taxonomy places the organism in Eukaryota, Viridiplantae, Streptophyta, Magnoliopsida, Rosales, Rhamnaceae. The record is from RefSeq and is a predicted model, not a curated record.